Molecule: messenger RNA, 1315 nt
Organism: Hippocampus zosterae (dwarf seahorse)
Lineage: Eukaryota; Metazoa; Chordata; Actinopteri; Syngnathiformes; Syngnathidae
Product: protein FAM181B
Exons: 1
Coding region: 109-993 (294 amino acids)
Source: RefSeq, a predicted model, not a curated record
UCGUUCCGCUCGGCAUCUCCUCACUUGUGCUCCGGAAUGUCGAGCGGCAUCAGGACGGCGGGGAAAAAUGAUCUAAGGAACUCGAUCCGGAAUCGCGGCGGAUGAGGAAUGGCCGCCAUCAUGAACCCGCAGUUCAUGAGUUUCUGCUUCCCGGGUUCGUCGAUGGACGGGGGUCUCCUGGGUGAGCCGGAGAAGGAAGAGGACUACAAGGAGACCACCAGGGAGCUGCUGAGCUUUAUGGACUCUGCCUCCAGUAACAUCAAGUUGGCCUUGGACAAGCCGGUCAAGUCCAAGAGGAAAGUCAACCACCGCAAGUAUCUGCAGAAGCAGAUCAAGAGGUGCACCGGGAUCGUCAACGUCACCGACGCGGCAGGGAAGGGCCACGGUUCCUCCGCCCCGGCGGGUAAGACCGUCCCCAAGCGCGACGGCGUCCAGGCCAGCUUGCAGAACCGCAGCCUGGCCGCCCUCUUCAGUCCCGCCAAGGAAAUCCGCGGUGAGAAAGCCAGGAAGCCACCCCUGCGCCACCGCAACCUGCCGCCUUCCUUCUUCACAGAACCGGCCAACUGCUCCAAGGUCAACCCGGUGGCAGGAAUGUCACUACGGGAACUGGAGCGGGCCAACCCGGAGGCGGCGGACUUCUUUGACCUUCUGGGACCCGAAUAUGUCGGCGUGGCAGCCGAGCAGGAACUUUACCAAAGUGUGCCCGGCCCAGACGCCACCGCCGCCGCCGCCUCCUGUGACGGGCACCACUUCGUCGGGGGUCUUCCUUACCCGGAGUCGUGGACUAGCUGCUCACCGCCGCUUGCCAGGAAGCUACCGACUCCCGCGCAGCCCCCGCUGUACCCCCACCCGGAGGCCGCCACCCCUGUGGGCGCAGAGGAUAACGCCCUGUGCUCGUUAGCCUUCUCUAACUUUUUCACAGACUGCUCCGUACCUCAGGUCAACUACGACUUAACUUGUGACUACAACAGGACUCAUUAUUCAUCUCUAUGAGAAAAUAAAAUUCUUGUCGAGGGGUCGGUUUUCAUCUUUGUGACAGAGUUUCGUUCUUAUGGCGACAAAUGAGUUUGAAGACAUUGUAGUAUGUCACUAACCCGUGCUAAAGUUAAGUUAUAAUAAUCACAGACGCCAUUUGUGUGCUAAUCAAUUUUAGAUAGAUUCGAAAUAUAAAACAAUAAAAUGAAAAAGAGUCAAUACAGCCUUAACUGAGGGUGCUGGCUCGUACUCGGUUCUUGAAACUUUGGAUGUGAGGACCCACUGUCAUGGCAGAACUCAGGAAUGAUUGAGGGUGUACGGGGGUAUUAAAAAGUAGCAU